AUGACCGCCACACUGACCAUUCCCAUGGGAUUCGGCGCGCAAAUCAAAGCGCUCCAAGAGGGCCAGCGCGAUCAAGCUGAACGCAUCGCCGCACUCGAGCGCGAGAAUGCGAAACUGAGAGCCUCCAAGGAGCAGCCGCCUGACUUGCUCGCCCGCAUCGAAGCCCUGGAGCAGCAUAACGCGCACCUCACCGCGCGCCGCAAAGAAGCAGUCGCUCAACUUCUCAACCUGCGCACCCUCCACCAAGAAGCCAGCAACGCGUUCCUCGUCCGCGCGUCUGACAUCGAGUCCGAUGACCUUGAGGGCAUGCUGGGUGUAUACGGUACCUCCAUGACGACCGUCAUCAACCAACACCAGCGCGCGCUCGGUCAGAUGCGCAUGAACGGCCAGAUACUCGCGUAUGCUACAGGUGUACCUCAAGGUGUGGGUUGCUAUCCGGUCAACUACGCUUAUCCACCAAACUAUAACCAGUCAGGGUACUGCCACGCUCAUCAGCUUCCUUACCCCUGCCGUGUUUGCGGUCAGUAG
Molecule: messenger RNA, 528 nt
Organism: Macroventuria anomochaeta
Lineage: Eukaryota; Fungi; Ascomycota; Dothideomycetes; Pleosporales; Didymellaceae
Exons: 1
Coding region: 1-528 (175 amino acids)
Source: RefSeq, a predicted model, not a curated record